CCCCACAUCAAAGCACAAAAAAACAAGUUUGUGGAAACAUCAAAGAUACUAGAAUCAAAGAUUUCUUUGCUCUAUGCUGGGAUAACCAACAUUCAGCAAGCACGGACUGCAGAUUCAUUCAGUAAUUGAAAUUGUUACCAAACAUGCUUGAUGCUUUGAAACAGUCUGUGAAUUUAACUACUCAAUGGAUGUUAGAUGAAACGUAUCUGUGGUAUUUUUGGCUUCGUGACACGGUUGUGAAAAUAACAUUUGUUGUGUCCAUAAUAGCAUUGUUGUUUUGGAUCUCAACAUUUUUCUAUGGGAGUUUUUAUUAUGCAUACAUGCCAACUGCAAUCCAUUCAAGGCCUGUAUAUUUUAACUUUAGUCCAUGUGAGCGAUAUCAUGGAUCUGAGGAGUGCUAUUUUCCAUAUGCAAACCUGACAUUUGUGACAAAACCUUACACACAACAGUUUCUAAUGCGAGGUCAGAGUUACAAUAUCUUUCUACAGAUGGAUGUCCCCCAAUCUCCAACCAAUGAAAAUCUUGGAAUGUUUAUGAUAAAGCUGGAGUUGUUUGCUAGUGGUGGCAAAAUUGUAGAAAAGUCAGCCCGACCUGCAUUAAUCAAGUACAGAUCUCCACUGCUGAAGUACAUUGAGGUGCUGUUUCUUUCGCCAUUCUUAAUGACUGGCUAUAAAAAUGAAAAAGAGGGUUUAACUGUUGAGCUAUUUGAUAACUUUAUAGAUAAUGCGUACCACCCUAUUGUUGGAGCAAAUUUGAUGAUACAAGCUCGUCGGAUUGAAAUGUACACUGCAUCCUUGGAAGUUUAUGCUCGCUUCAGCGGCCUCAGGUACUUCAUGUUCUUCUGGCCAAUCAGCUCUGCAUUCUUUGGUAUUGUUGGUUUCUUCACUUUGCUCUCUUUCAUCACAGCACUGUCGUGGUAUAGGUGCAUUGGGUUAAUAUCAAAAAACACUCAAUCCCUCAUCCAGGCUUCAGGACAUGGUAAUAACCCAGCCCAGAGCAGGUAUGAUGCCCGUGUUCAGCAGGCGCAGAGAACAGUUGAGCAAGAACGAUUGGCUCUGGCAAGAUCUAGGCCUGCAUACACUACUGUCCUGGAUUCCUCACUCACUGGUGUUACUCCACCAGUGGGUAGGGUGUCUGGACAACCACAUACUUCACAAACAUCAGAACAGAGUGCAUCAGCAUCGUCUUAUGAAAACAUAGAAAAUGAAGGUCCUUUAACUGCAUCCAUAAGAGCUAGGAAUCGGCCUAAUGUAGAGACACUUCUUCAAGCUGGUGGUAAUUCCGAUGUUCCUGUAACUGAAAAUAAAUCCACUGAAGGUUCACCAAGUGAUAGCAGUGGCAGUAGUGAUAGCUUUGUCAGAGUAGGAGAGGAGCUACUCCAAGAUGUAGACUCUGCUACUCCUCACAGCAGCUCUGAGGAACAACUGCUAAAAGAUGCAGAGGAAACAGAGACUACUGUCAGACGUCGAAAUGUCAAUGAUCAAUUAUGUUGCCAUGAGUAAUUUAAAUCCAGACUACCUGAAUAAUUUCAGUAUUAAAAACCAAAAAAAUGAAGAGUCUAAUAAUUUAUCGUGCAUUAUGAUCUGAAUUUUAAUUUUUAUUGAGAGGAUAGUUUAAAUAUACAGUAUAUUUAAUGAGUUGUUUUGGACAUAAAUUACUGAAUAUCGGUAAUCUGAGGGUACCAUUUCUAGUUGUUUACAUAAACCUACAGAUGGGACUGAAGUAAAUGAAUAACUCGCAGCUUUAAUUGGCAUGUGAUUAUAUUUGUUCCCAUUAAAAGUUGGAACCCCUGCUGUCAUGUAUCUUAUUAAUACGAUUAUACAUUUGGUAAGUUAUAAAUAUCUCAAAUAGUUUUGCUAAGAUUAUUUUUUUUAAUGUUAAUACUGUACUGUAUAAUUAGUUUUUACAAGAUUUUGAAUUAUUUGUUAAAAUAUCAGUCUAUUUCUAUAAACAGAAACAAUAAACUUUUUGUUAACAUACAUCUUUUAUUCAAGACCACAUUUUCAUGUACCAACUAACAAGCUUACCUUUUUAACAGGAGACAAAAACCCAAGACCACCACAACUUAAGCAGACCCCAAACAUGGUCUUGAAUAGGAGGAGGGCAAACUAUUUGUAAUGUAUUGAUGGCCAUUGGUAAAUGCAUUUUAAAUAAACAAUAUACUGUAGUAUAUUUCUCUAUUCAAGAUAAGCUGCAGUUCAAUGCCAGUUCCAAAUGCAUUCUAGCCUGCAAAGCAUGAUGCAGGUGGAAAUUUGGAGUAAAAAUAUAAUCCGGUUCGGAGUGUUUUGAACUUGCUGAUUACAAAUUUGACAUUAAUGACAGCCUCGUCAUGGCAUUAUGUUUUUAAAAUACAGUAAUAUGAAAUGCUACAAAAAUUGAAAUUUUAAUUUAAAAAAAAAAUGUUCUAAUAAUAGGACAAAAAAAACAACAGUUUGUUGCAUCCAAUUUAUUUAUUUUAUGUCUUUCUGAUUCAUUAUGCAAGUAUUUUAAAUGUUAAUAUAUGUUACACACGAGAAAAAAGUCAUCAUAGAAGUUGUUAUGUAAAUCUAUUAGGCUGGUGUAAGACUAAAAAGAUCUUCAUGUUGAAAAAUUGCCUGGUUUCAAAUCCUGUGUAACAAUUUGCAUUGAAAAUUGUUCAAACAUGAGCCAGAAAAAGAAAUCUAAACAUAACAUCCGUGUACUUCAAAAUUGCUGAUAAACUCUGCAUAGGAGUGCUAUUUAAUGCAAUAUAUGUUAUAUAAAAUGUAUGUGUAACGUACUGUAGAUGUAAUAAAAUAUAUUUACGGAGACUUGUGAAACUUUUGCUGUACCCAUUCUACAUUGAGCACUAUUGCUCAAUGUAGAAUUGACAUCCAAGUGUGUUCUGAAUAUAUAUAAAAAAUGUAACAUUAUUGAAUACUCAGAAACACAAUAAAUUCUAUUGUUUAUAAAGUAAAAAUUAUAACAAAUAUUUUGACUUUCUGUAGUAUUCGUUAAUUUUAUGUCAAGCAUUGACAAAAACUAUAGGAGUCGUUGACAUAUUUGUUAGGAUACAUUCUAUUGAUAGUAUAAUUUAUUCUGAGUAUUUAUUACCGUUACAUUUCAUAUAUGAUUAUAUAAUAGAAUCUGAUGUAGUUGUUUCACGUGUCUCACAGAAAUAUAUAAAUACAUAUGAUACAAAAAUGAAAUGAUUGCAUACAUUGAUUAAUAGACUUUAGUUUUGUCUUAUACAUCAGCUUAUUGUAAUUGUUCAUAAAAUGAAUUUUUGUAAUUGUUUCUUGUGUAAACCGAUAAUAUAUGGCAGCUCUUUGUAGCAAAUAAAUAUUGCAAUGCUUCACUUCAUUUCGUUCCAGUGUUAUUUCCAACCAUAACAGAGUUUGUGGCAUAUGUCAACGACAUAUUAGAAUUUCACUUCAGAUAACUGCAAUAUCCUUGUUGGUUGUGUGUGAUUUUAUUAACAUGAAUUUCUUAUCUGCUACUACAUGGACUAUUAUUGAAUUAAAUUAUACAUAAUACUGUAUAACAUAUACAC
Anneissia japonica is the source of this 3511-nucleotide messenger RNA. Its product is annotated as seipin-like. Gene Ontology annotation, biological process: lipid storage; lipid droplet organization. The transcript has 8 exons. The coding region runs from base 144 to 1502 and encodes 452 amino acids. The record is from RefSeq and is a predicted model, not a curated record. Lineage: Eukaryota; Metazoa; Echinodermata; Crinoidea; Comatulida; Comatulidae. Gene Ontology annotation, cellular component: endoplasmic reticulum membrane.